AUGUUUAAAAAAUAUAUUUUAUUUUUUUUUAUAGUUUACCUAUUUGGGUUUAUAGAAAGUUUCACCCCCACUUCUUUUUUUUUAAAAAAACCAAGUGUUAAAAAUUAUAAUAUUACUCAAGCAGCACCUAUAAAAUUAGAAUAUAAAUUAUUUAAUCAAAAAAUUGAUCAUUACAAUUUUCAACAUGGUAAUUUAACUUUUAAGCAAAGGUUUUUCGAAUAUUCAAAUUAUUAUGAUGGAAACGGACCAAUAUUUUUUGUAUUUGGUCCAGAACAAGAACUUAAAGAAGAUUACAUAAAUAAUAGGCAAUAUGAAGAAUGGGCUAAAACAUUAAAUGCAUCAAUCAUAUGUUUAGAGCACAGAUACUAUGGAAAGAGUAUUUUUACAGAUCAUUUAACCACAGAAAGUUUGCAAUAUUUAAAUAGUGACCAAGCAAUUGCAGAUGUUGCUUAUUUUAUAACAUGGUAUAAAAAAGAAAAUAAAAUAGACGACGGUAAAAGGUGGGUGGGGUUUGGGGCAUCAUAUGGCGGAACAAUAGCUGCACAAUUUAAAAUAAAAUAUCCUCAUUUAAUUGAUAUAAUAGUUUCCUCAAGUGGACCUGUUUCUCCAGAGUUAAAUUUUUUUCAAUAUUUAGAAAUUGUUCAAAAUACAAUUAUUUCUGAGGUUCAAGAUGGUGAGCGAUGUGUAGAAAAUAUAAGAAAUGCAACUCUAGAAAUUGAAGAAAUAAUUAAAUUUGGCAACCAUAAUCUAUUAAAAGAUAAAUUUAGAUUGUGUGCCCCACUUGAAAAUGAAAAAGAUUUUUCUUUAUUGGAGUUUACAAACUCAUUGGUGUUUAUGGAUACUGUUCAAUACUAUGACAGUAACAAAGAUAAAUUACAAAAGAUUUGUAAUAUACUAAAUAAUGAAUUUAAAAGUAGUUUAGAUAAUUAUAUUCAAAUAUGGUUAGAGGUGUCAUACCCCAAUGUAAAAUGUAUCAAUGUAAAUUAUAAGAAUCAUAUUGAAAUAUGGAAAGAAAGAAAUGUAGACCACCAAUCAAAAGCAUGGCUGUACCAAACCUGCACAGAAUAUGGCUAUUUUAUGACAACUGAAAGUAAAAACCAACCAUUUGGAUCACUAUUAAAUUUACAAUUUUAUACCGAUAUGUGCCAAGAUAUAUUUGGCAUAAGAAAUAUGAUACCUAACACAAAAUGGGCAAAUGAUCAAUAUGGUGGUUUCAAAAUCAAUUCAGAGUCAAUUAAAUCAAUACUUUAUAUCAAUAGCAGUCUCGAUCCAUGGUAUCCGUUAUCAUUUACACCCAAUAUGGAAAAAAAUGGGAUCAAUACAUUAUUCAUAAAAGGUCAUUCCCAUUGCAGCGAUAUUUACAAGAGUAGCAAUACAUCAUCUAAUGAAAUUAAAAAUGCGCAUAAUUCAAUCUUUAAUUUUAUUCAAAACAAUUUAGAUAAAUAA
Messenger RNA from Dictyostelium purpureum, 1446 nucleotides. RefSeq lists its product as uncharacterized. The record is from RefSeq and is a predicted model, not a curated record. Gene Ontology annotation, biological process: proteolysis. NCBI's taxonomy places the organism in Eukaryota, Evosea, Eumycetozoa, Dictyosteliales, Dictyosteliaceae. The coding region runs from base 1 to 1446 and encodes 481 amino acids. Gene Ontology annotation, molecular function: serine-type exopeptidase activity; dipeptidyl-peptidase activity. The transcript is spliced from 2 exons.